AUGUCAGACCAGUCCCUCGUCGAAGCCUUGCGGCCCUACAGCGCGUGUGAUAUCGCCGAUGCGCUGGUCAAACUAAAUGUCCCGGAUGGAGGCUUUCUCUCUGGCUUGGCCAUGUGGUCGCCCGAGUUCAAGGCGGGAGCCACAAAGAUAAUAGGUCCAGCGUAUACGGUUCAGUACGUACGGCACACUUCGGUGAGCGCGGAGAAGCAAGAAGAGCAUUAUAUCGAUAAUGUCCCCGCAGGGGCGGUGAUAUUCAUAUCUUCUCCGCCUCAUGUUGUCAACUCCGUUUACGGCGGUUUGAUGACGGCUCGCGCCAAAUCAUGCGGUGCGGCUGGUACAGUCGUGGAUGGAAGAAUCCGAGAUCUCCAGGAGCAUCGGGACCAAACCUAUCCGGUCUUUGCGCGGGACACAGGCACAACCGCAUAUUAUCAGGCUUUGCGCCUCGGAACCGUUGGUGCGCCUGUCCGUCUUCAGGGCCUGGAUCAGAACAUUGUCGUGAAUCCUGGUGACAUGAUAUUUGGCGACCUUGAUGGGGUGAUAUGCAUACCAAGGGAUUUGGUUCAGGCCGCGUUACAGAUCCUUCCAGCUCAGAGGGCGGCUGACGAAAAGAUUAGAAGAGACAUUGACGAGGGUGCAAAGUUUUGCGACUCGUCAGCUAGGCACCGGGGCUGA
Messenger RNA from Ilyonectria robusta, 672 nucleotides. RefSeq names its product ribonuclease E inhibitor RraA/Dimethylmenaquinone methyltransferase. The record is from RefSeq and is a predicted model, not a curated record. The transcript has 5 exons. Lineage: Eukaryota; Fungi; Ascomycota; Sordariomycetes; Hypocreales; Nectriaceae. The coding region runs from base 1 to 672 and encodes 223 amino acids.